AGGCCACGGGGCUCCCGCCGCUUUUUCACUUCCGGGUCGAGGCGGGAAGAGCUGCCUCCCCCCCACGCGGGAGAGGAAGUGCAGGGUCUCCCGCGUGGCCGCGUGGGAAGGGGCGCGAGAGAAGCCCCCCAAAAUAUGAAGAAUCCUGAGCAAACAGCAAGGAAAAGGAACAAAGCUGAAAAUCCUAAUUGUGGCCAGGUUGUUAUAAUUGAAAGCCCCAAACGACGCUAUUCAGAUUUCGCCAAAAAAGCCAAGCGGAAAAAAAUAAAAUGGUUGGUAAAAGAAAUCAGUUCAGAACGGCCAAAUCCAAAGAAGAAACAGAGAGACUCCAAAUCAAAGAAGGAAAUCCGUGCAAGCUCUCCCGUGGUUAUUGAAAGCAGCUCGGAUUCAGAACUGUUAAGAGACGCCAAGAAAAGAAAUAAGGUGUUCAAAAAAGAGAAAGACCAAAAGCUUUUCUGUACACAAUUCCAAAACUCUGAGGGUGUGGAUGAAGGGCAGCUUGGUAUUCAUUUUCACCUGGGUAAGAAAUGCAGCAAGAGUAUUCGUGAAGUUGACAGGCAAGAAUCGAUGAUGAAAAGGAAAAAGAAGAAAAAGGAAAAACGAAAAGACAAAUCUACCAGCCCUGAGCUUUUACACAGCAGGGACAGUGACGUGUCCGUGAAACAGAUUUCAGGAAAACUGAAACCCAGUUGGCAAGAAAUGCUCUCCAGUCACAAAAAGCGUAGGACCCUUGGCCAGAAAGUUGUGGGUGAAAAAGUCAAGAAGAAACACCCUGACUACUACAAGGGCGAUCAAGAGAACAGCAACUGCAUUUCAAAAGAAGACGUGGCCCAAAGUAGGGAAGCUGAUGUGCAACAACAGGAAGAUUUGGCCUGUAAAUCAGAAAAAGAUGGCGAAGCCACCAAGAAGAAGGAGAAGAAGCUGAAGAAAAUAAGUAUUGCUUCUCUUGCCUCCUUAGCCAGGCUCCAGGAAAACUGCUGCAAUAUUAUGAGUGAAUAUAGCCUAAAAUGCGGCUCUAAGAAAGGGGUGGGGGUCUGCGAGGCCCCUAAAGAAGUUAAUAAGGCAGCCAAGAAAGAGGCGAAAAGAGAAACUGGAGGUGGAAGCCAUUUUGCAGAAGCUGGCCAAGAUAUCUUAGCGAAGGUGGGAGCACCGGGAGGGACGGAAAAGAGAAAGAAAGCGAAGAAGCACAAAGUGGAACGAGAUUGCGUGCUGAGGGGUGACCGUGACGGAUUUGAGGGCAGCCAAGAACAGAUCAAGAAAAAGAAAAAAAACAAGAAAGUUAAAAACUCUCAUGAUAGUAAGAAGAAAGCAAAGAAGAAAAAGGAAACUGAAGUGCACUUGGAAUGGAGAAGACCGAUGAAACAGGAGGCGGAAGACGAAGUGAAGCUGGUGGCAUUCAGACAAGGAAACUGUGAUGAAGUGAAGAUAGACAAGGUGAGACGGCAAGCGCUUCAAGAAGAGAUCGACCGGGAAUCUGGCAAAACCAAAACUGCCAAGGAAGAACUGGACAAUCGUUUGGGCCAGUGGAGCACAGCAGCAUUUGAAACUCCGGAACAAAAGACGAAAUUUCACAGACUGCUGGGAGGAUUGAAAAAAGCCUCAGCCCCAGCUCAGCGUUCUCCAGCAAAUGCUAACCAAUCAAACAUGGCUCUGGACCGGCCCAGAGAGCAAGUACUGCAACAAAACCUAGAAGCAGAAUUCAAGAAAGCUGUGGAGUUUAAGCACCAUCGAGGAAUCGGCUUGGGCUUCCGGUCCGGUGCUCCAUGCGGUAUACACAUAGACAAAUACGCCUCCAAAUCCAUUAAAUUCGAAGACUGACAUGUCAGGAAGGAAAGGAUAAAUUGCCCAAACAGGCUGGGGGGGGGGGGGAAUUAAUUUUUUUUUUUUUUUAUCUACAAUGAAGAAAAUGACUCUGGACUUUUAACUGAGGUGCUCUUUUCAAACCGAUGAGAAACGGCCUCUACAAAUACUUGUGAUGACUACUUAUGGCUAGGGUGCAUAUAUGCAGAUAUAUAUUUGUAUUGAAUUGCUGCUUGGCAGGUUUAAGGGGCCACAAUGGAUUCAUUCAGGAUGGGCAGCUGAGCUACGGUCGUUUAACAGCGUAACUAAAUAAGUGGCAGGUAAGAAUCGGGCAUAUUUUAGCUCGCAGGCAGGCAACCUGUGGUUGGCCUCCAGUCCCAAUUUUUCCUGCGAGUUCCCGUAUUGUGCCUCUGAAUCUUGUAGACAGAAUGUGACAUUUGUCCAUUCAAUACUUAGGCAAAUGACUUGUGUAAAUUUACGGUCCUGGCCUUGGUGUUGUGCUCUUCUGUCAGUGACUGUGUGUCCAGGGAAGAAAAGCCAUCUUGUUAUUUGAAAGCUACAUCAAUUUUAUUAAAGGAUUUUUUCUACAAUUCA
Crotalus tigris (Tiger rattlesnake) is the source of this 2394-nucleotide messenger RNA. It is a transcript of the gene KNOP1, whose product is annotated as lysine rich nucleolar protein 1. The transcript is spliced from 5 exons. Lineage: Eukaryota; Metazoa; Chordata; Lepidosauria; Squamata; Viperidae. The record is from RefSeq and is a predicted model, not a curated record. Bases 136 to 1818 code for a protein of 560 amino acids.